AUGGACGACGUAGAUCUUCGUAUGCUGCAGAAUAUCGAAAAUCGGAACAGUAAAAUUGUAGCUGCAAUAAAUAGCUUUCGAAAAGAAAUUGGUAACUGCCUUCAUUCAGGACAAAAAGACGAGAAUUUCGACAAGAGAAAGAAAAAAGUUGAUCUGUUCUCCCUCAUCCCCAUUCUUAAAGACUAUUCAGUUGAGCUUGACUAUCUUCAGUCUACAUGUCUCUACGAGAUCUUUUCAAAGUCUGCACAGCUUUUUCACAAUCUGGCAGAGCUUCAAGUGAGAAGUGAUAUUCGCGUUGAGCAAAUCUGCGAUGAAAUUCAUGGCUAUUCCGAAAUCGAGAAAACUUAUCAAAAAACACGAGAGAAAGUCAACAAGCUUAUUCUUGAUUACGAUAUCGCCUCUAAGGCUUUCGAAAAAGAAAAAUCUCAAAUUCAUCAAGAACAGUUGGAUGCGGCAUAUGCAAAGAUGGAGAACGGAAAGGAUCAAAUGAUCACAGAUGCAUUGUUGUUUUCAUGCCGCGAGCAGGAUAUUACGAGAAACGUUGUUGAAUAUUUUAAAGAGAAGAAGCGCUUUCAUGAGGAAGCGUUGACUCUUCUCGAUUCAGUCAUCCCAAUCUUUAUGGACACAGUUGCUCAAGCUAGACCAUCUCCAAUUUUUGGUGUAGACUUGGAUGCCCACUUAGAAAAAUACCAAUGCCGCAUUUCGUAUGUCAUCGAGAAGUCAUGCACUCUUCUCCGCCAAAUAGGGUUUGAGGAAAAGGGAAUAUUCCGCGUCAAUGGAAAUAACUACAAAGUACGCCGUAUCAAAGCCGCAUUUGAUUCUGGACAGUAUGAAGCCGAUGAGAACAAUUAUAUCCAGGAUCCGUUCUCUGUCGCUUCGGUUCUCAAAAGCUAUCUUCGCGAACUUCCAAACCCUCUUUUAACCAACGAAUUAUAUGAUAAAUGGACCGAGGUUGCAAAGAUAAAAAACGAGGAAGAGAAAAUUGUUGCUAUCGAGAAUACUUUGAAAUUAUUGCCACCAACUUACCGAGACAAUCUUGAAUACCUAAUGCAUUUCCUUUAUGAUCUUCUCCUCAAUGAACAGAAAACAUCAAUGUCAGCAUCAAAUCUCGCAAUUGUGAUGGCUCCAAAUUUGAUGAGCAUGCAAUUGAGUGGUUGCAACUCAGCCGCUACGACUAUCGUUGAAUCGUUGAUCACAAACGCGCCAAGAUUCUUCUGCUUCGAGCCACAAGUGUUGCGCGAGAAUUCGGUGGAUAAGCCUAGAAAUGAUCUGGCAGAAUUCUCCACCUCUUCUCCAGCUUUUACAAGAAAUAUUAAAAGUGCUAUCAGCCCUCGUUCAGCGCGACCGAAGGAUAAGGCGCCGCCUCCGCCACCCACUGGCGCUUUACAGGAGACUUCAAGUGAUAUGUCAAUUGAUUUGAUUGACUUCGGAAAUCGCAGCGUUCGCGCACAAUCAGCUUCGGAUUGUGAUGAGUGGAGUGAUGAGAGUGUUCCUUCAUCUCAAAACAAUUCUCUUACGAGAAGCAUGACCGAGAAGCGUCCAAAUCGUCCACCGCCACCGUCGCUUCGCAAUCCUUCUGAUAUUUUGCAAAGCCGCCCGAUGAGUUAUCAAAUAGCAGUGUCACACGCAGAGAGAACAAAACAGGAAGCCCCAGAAGAGAGUGGAACAAUGCCGAAAGAAAUUGAAGUCCCACCUGGCGAUGCUAAUAUCGCAGUAAGAAAGGAAAUUGAAAUUCCGCUGUCGGAUGCACCACCGACGGCUCCAGAGAGAAAGCGAAUGAGCUUCAUUGGAAAACAGAACGUCACAACUCCAAAGCCAACGUCCACAAUUGUUAUCAGUGCUCCGAUUAAUUCGCAGACCCCCUCGGGAGCAUUGAGUACGCAAACAGAGAAGAAUAUUGGCCGCGCAAGUGUGAGGGAUGCCGGAAAUAACAGAACGUUGGUCAGUCUUGACGGCGAACCGGUUAACAAACCGAAACCGCCAUUGCCUGCAAAACCUAAGGAUUUGCUCGACAAGGAAACCUCCCGUCUCUAA
Messenger RNA from Caenorhabditis bovis, 2034 nucleotides. The record is from the annotation of a GenBank genome assembly. Lineage: Eukaryota; Metazoa; Nematoda; Chromadorea; Rhabditida; Rhabditidae.